Messenger RNA from Lachancea mirantina, 696 nucleotides. The record is from the annotation of a GenBank genome assembly. NCBI's taxonomy places the organism in Eukaryota, Fungi, Ascomycota, Saccharomycetes, Saccharomycetales, Saccharomycetaceae.
AUGAACAAAAACCAUAGCAUGCGGUCUAAAAGAGCAGGGAAACCAUCCAGUCAGCUAAGUGCGACAUUGGGUGGUGGAGCUAAUAAAGUAAAGAAAAAAAUUCGGGAGAUACAGCGACUUUUGCAGAAGAAAAAAGACGUUUUGCCGGACACGGUUUUGAUCGAGAAGGAGAGAACGCUAGAAGCGUUACAGCUGGAACUUGAAUCUGCUGAAUUGCGCAAGAAGCAGCAGAAAAAUGCAAAAAAAUACCACAUGGUGAGGUUUUUCGAGCGUAAAAAGGCACUACGAAAAUAUAAAAGGGCCUCAGAGCGUGUACAUGCAUCGAGUCCGCAAGACAAAGAUGAAGUUUCGGCUGCCAAAAAGCAACUUUGGAAAGCUGAAGUAGACUUGUGUUAUGUGGUCAAUUUCUCAAGACUGGAAAAAUACAUUGCGCUUUAUCCAUCAGAAGACGCAGAUAACGUAGCCGACAAAGGUGACAAGACCCUUUCAAGACGUCAACAAGUGUGGGAAGCAGUGGAGAAGCACCAUCGUGAAGGAACGCUGCCCGUGGCGCUUCCUGCAAUACUGAAGGGCCAUAAACUUGACGAUAACCAAUACGGUGUGUCGUGGGAUCAAUCACGUGAAUCUGGGCGUCUCGGUGAACGCGGUAGUGUCAACGACGGCCAGGACGAAAAUGAGGACGAUUUCUUCGAGUAG